Molecule: messenger RNA, 1952 nt
Organism: Uranotaenia lowii
Lineage: Eukaryota; Metazoa; Arthropoda; Insecta; Diptera; Culicidae
Product: serine/threonine-protein phosphatase 2A regulatory subunit B'' subunit gamma-like
Exons: 2
Coding region: 141-1538 (465 amino acids)
Biological process (GO): B cell homeostasis; T cell homeostasis; microtubule cytoskeleton organization
Cellular component (GO): spindle; centrosome
Source: RefSeq, a predicted model, not a curated record
UUAUCAUAAUAAUAUAACGGUAAAAAUAUUCAUUAAAAUUUUUAAAUUUUACUAUUUCGUUUGUUAGUUCCAAUUUUCCCCAAUAAUUACUCGGUACAAAACAACUCGAACCUAUCCAGCUUCCGAAAAAACUUAAAGUUAUGAAUAAAUUCCGCGAAAAACUACUUAAAAAUUUGGAAAAGGCAGCAGAACAUCCAAUACGAGCGGAGCACCCUGCAAAAACCGAUGAUGAGAUCGAGGAUUUGCUGUUUCAGAAGUACAGGGAUGAGCUGAAUUCCUCAGCCUCCCGGAUUAAGACUUGUAUCGAAAAGUCCAAACGUUCUAGCUCGUACCGAUUCAUCCCGCAGUUUCAUUUCGAGCUGCCGAAAAACUCCGAAGGGCUAGCUCAGAAACUUCGCGAGGAAGCACGUACCUUGUUCUUGCAGAAGCGUAGCAAGGAACUGCUGGAUAACAACGAACUCAAACUGCUAUGGAGUCUGCUGGAAAAGCACCACUCACCUCCGUUGAUGGGCGAAGAGCAGUACAUCAACUACGAAAAUUACUGCAAAGUGGCGUCGAUAGCAGGAGAUAAAUUUAAGCGCUACCUCACGGCGUCCACCUUUGCUCGGCUGGUAGUUUUCAGUAGCUACCCGGGAAAAAUUAGCGUUAUGUCUCUGUUCAAUUACGCCAUGAGGAAAGUCUGGUUGCAACAAACACGUAUCGGCUUAUCUUUGUACGACUACACCGGCCAAGGGUACCUCAGCGAGUCGGAUUUGGAGUCUUACAUUCUGGAAUUGAUUCCCACAUUCCCCCAGCUGGAAGGUCUGGAAAAAUCUUUCCACAGUUUCUACGUUUGUACCACAGUAAGAAAGUUUUUCUUUUUCCUGGAUCCCUUGAGAACUGGACGAAUUCGUAUCCGAGAUAUUCUGACCUGCAGCUUUUUGGAUGAUUUACUGGAGCUACGCGACGAAGAGAUUCCUAAAGACGCUCAGGAAAUGAACUGGUUCUCGGCUCCUUCAGCUCUAAGCGUCUACGGCCACUAUCUCAAUCUUGACAAGGAUCACAACGGAAUGCUGAGCAAAAAAGAACUCAUUGGUUACGGUUCAGGAACAUUGACUCCCAUUUUCUUAGAUCGAGUUUUUGCUGAAUGUCUAACCUAUGACGGCGAAAUGGACUACAAAACUUAUCUGGAUUUUGUACUUGCCCUGGAAAAUCGCUCGGAACCUCAGAGUUUACACUACUUGUUCCGCAUUCUAGAUGUCGAACACAAAGGUUACCUGACGGCUUUCACCCUCAACUACUUCUUUAAGGGGAUUCAGGAUGAGAUCUCAGCUCAUCGAGCGGAACCAGUAAAUUUCGCCGAUGUGAAGGAUGAAAUCUUUGAUAUGGUUAAUCCGGCCGAUCCCAGCAAAAUAACGUUGAAGGAUUUAAUCAACAGUGGGCACGGUGAAACGGUGGUAUCGAUACUGGUCGAGUUCCAUAAGUUCUGGGCUUAUGAAAAUCGGGAAACCAUGGUCACGGAUUCGACUGCCAACGAAGAAACGACUCACAAUUUAUGAUAUUCGGUAUCGGACCGAAUGGAGAAUGAUAAUGAAGUUAUAACGGUAUUUUAAUCACGAUUGGAAAACUUUUAUCAUUUGAGUGCCUUGAUUACAGUAUUAUGGUGUUAUUAGGAUUAAUAAUCAGGUCAGAACUAUCAUAAGAAAAAAGCAUAGGUUCAAUGAUCUCCUACAAAUGUUUUCUGCAUGUUGAAUAAUUGAGAACUGCAUACAAUUUUUUAUACAUUCCGUCGACUUUUUCAAAUAUAGAUGUAAGAAUUCUGAUUUAAUAAGUGAUGUUUUAAGUAUGUAAUAACCAAACACAAACAUUUCACAUUCACAAAAAGGAACAAUCUGAUAUACCGUACACAUAGGACAUUUAAAAUUUCUUAACUGCAAUUCGUGUACACUGAUUAGGAUCUGAAAUAAAAGUAU